Molecule: messenger RNA, 2983 nt
Organism: Salvia hispanica
Lineage: Eukaryota; Viridiplantae; Streptophyta; Magnoliopsida; Lamiales; Lamiaceae
Source: RefSeq, a predicted model, not a curated record
AUGGCAAACUUGAUGACAUUUCUUCUUUCUCUACCACUCUUUUACUUCUUCCUCCUCACAACCUUUCUUCCACCUGCAACAUGUUUCAACAACCAAACAGACCAACUCUCACUACUAGCCAUCAAAUCCAGCCUCCAAGAUCCACAAGGAGCUCUCUCUUCAUGGAAUCAAACACUCCCCUUCUGCAGCUGGAGAGGCAUCCAAUGCCGCGGCAACAGAGUUGUCGCCUUAACCUUGUCGUUUCAAGGCCUCGUUGGAAACCUCUCCCCGCACAUAGGUAACCUCUCUCGUCUCACCAACAUCACCCUCGAUAACAACUUUUUCCACGGCCCAAUUCCUCCACAAAUCACUCUCUUAACCAAACUUCGGUUUCUUGAAUUUAGCAACAAUUCCUUCACGGGUGAAUUACCAAAAAACUUGUCACAGUGCCACAAUCUAGUGCAACUCGCUUUAGCUAGGAAUCUCAUUUCCGGAACCAUACCUAAUGAACUUAGCUUCUUGCCCAAACUCGAAGCUAUAAUCUUUUCAAGAAACCGAUUUUUUGGGCUUAUCCCUCCGUCUAUUGGUAACAUAACAACACUCCAAAGGUUGUCUUUAGGAGCAUGCCGUUUGGGUGGAGAGAUUCCCGAGUCACUCGGCCGCCUCCACCGCCUUGAAUUUCUUCAAUUGGGUGGAAAUGGUUUCACUGGUCUUGAGAGAAACCACUUUAGUGGGCCAAUUCCUAAUUCCAUUUCAAAUGCUUCAUUGAUUGAGUGGAUCCUCUUGCGCUCUAAUAGUUUCACUGGACCUAUACCAAAUCUUGAGAGGCUUACUUUGAUUCAAGAUUUCAACUUGCAAUCAAACUUAAUUGAAAAUGAUAUGAGCUUCAUUUCAUCAUUGACAAAUUCCACCAAAUUAGAGAGCUUUGAAGUUGGUGAGAACAUGUUAAGUGGUUCUUUGCCUGAAUCCCUAGCCAAUUUGUCUGUUGUUGUCAGUAUCUUUGAUAUACACAAGAAUAAGAUACAUGGAAACAUUCCUUUAGGAAUUGGAAACCUUGUCAAUCUUGAUGUGGUUGAUAUGUCUCACAAUCUUCUUAAUGGCCCAAUUCCCGUGUCAAUGUCAAAGCUCUCGAAGUUGCAUACCCUUUUUAUGGGAAGAAACCGACUCGGAGGCGAACUGCCAUCUUUGUUUGGAAACAUGACUCGUUUGAGUAGAUUCCAACUAGAUGGGAAUGAGUUUUCUGGAAAUGUGUCUUCCAGUCUUGGCAACUGCACCAACUUGUUAGAGUUAGACCUUUCCGAAAACAACUUCAGUGGUUUGAUCCCCCCAGAAAUUAUGAGACUUUCAUCCAUUUCCAUUGUGCUUAAUCUCUCUCACAAUGCCUUUGAGGGUUCUAUUCCAAGUGAGGUUGGUUCCUUAAUAAACCUCGCAGCUUUGGACUUGUCUAGCAAUAGACUGAUUGGAAAGAUUCCCACCUCUUUGAGCAGUUGUGUGAGCUUGGAACGCCUCUACCUCGAGGAGAACUUUCUUCAAGGAGAGAUUCGUACAGGCAUGAGCUCUUUGAUGGGCUUGCUAGAGUUGGAUCUAUCGCGGAACAAUCUGUCUGGUUCUAUUCCCUCGUUUUUGGGGAGUUUGAAGCUUCAGAAGCUCAACUUGUCCUUUAAUAAGCUACAAGGAGAAGUUCCAACAAGAGGAGUUUUUGCGAAAAAAAGUUCAAUUUUUCUUGAUGGAAACCAAGGUCUUUGUGGUGGAAUUGAAGAGAUGAUGUUCCCUCCUUGCAAAGGAGUAGAAUCUUCCAAGGAAAAGUUGUCCAUUUUGUGGAAGAUCUUGAUCCCAAUAUUGAUUAUUGGAGGCUUAUGCAUUGUGAUUUUAAUUUUCUUCAAGUGCAAGGAAUCAAACGGAAACCCUUGUCCUUUUGUGGAUACCAUUGGUGCCCAAUUAUUCAUGAGGUUUUCUUAUGCAGAUCUCGUUAAAGCCACAAAUGGAUUCUCUGAGAGUAACGUGCUUGGUUUUGGGAGAUUUGGGUCCGUUUACAAAGCUAUUAUUGAUGAUGAUAAUGACACAAUUGUAGCAGUCAAAGUGCUCAAUCUUGAUGUUAAAGGGGCCUCAAAGUCAUUCAUGGCAGAGUGUAGAGCAUUGGGAGGCAUAAGGCAUAGGAAUUUGGUGAAACUUGUAAGUGUAUGUGAUAGUGUGGACUUCAAAGGCAAUGAUUUCAAAGCAUUGGUGUAUGAAUUCAAAGCCAACGGGAGUCUAGACAAAUGGCUUCACAACAACGAGGAAGAAAGUGGUGGAGAUUUCAAGAGUCUUAGCAUAAUCCAAAGGCUUAACAUUGCCUUGGAUAUUGCUCAAGGAAUUGAGUACCUUCACUUUGGAAGUGGUUCAUCUAUUAUUCAUGGUGAUUUGAAGCCCAACAACAUUCUCUUGGAUCAUGACAUGGUUGCUUGUGUUGGGGAUUUCGGAUUAGCUAAGAUUGCCUCGAACAUACUUCCAUCGUCAUGUGAAAGCAGCGUGAGUUCCUUUGGAAUCAAGGGUACCAUAGGGUAUGUCCCUCCAGAAUAUGGCACGUUUGGCUCGAUAUCUAUGCUAGGGGAUGUAUAUAGUUUCGGGGUCAUCCUUCUGGAGAUGUUCACAAAUAAAAGGCCAACAAAUGAUUUAUUUGGUGGUGAGGUAAAUAUCCAUAGAUAUGUGAACUCCGCUUUGCCACAUGGAAUAAUGGAAAUUAUUGAUCCAGAAUUAAACACAAGAGCUUUGAAAAUGGAGUUUAUUGUUCGUAUUUUAAAGAUUGGAGUCUCAUGUUCAAAGGAGAAUCCAAGAGACAGGAUGCCAAUAAAUCUUGUUGUUAGUGAGUUGGCUGGUAUUCUAGCCCAAUGUAUGAACUAGAAAAGAUGUUUUUUUUUUAAGUCUUAAUUAUCUUUGGUUAUGUUUUUGGGUAUUAAUGCGCUGACUUGGAUAGAGUGUUCGUUUUCGUCUAUUAGUUGAUUGAAGUUUCUCACUCGCAGCUGCA